Molecule: messenger RNA, 2310 nt
Organism: Aureobasidium namibiae CBS 147.97
Lineage: Eukaryota; Fungi; Ascomycota; Dothideomycetes; Dothideales; Saccotheciaceae
Exons: 1
Coding region: 1-2310 (769 amino acids)
Biological process (GO): L-tryptophan biosynthetic process
Cellular component (GO): cytosol
Molecular function (GO): anthranilate synthase activity; indole-3-glycerol-phosphate synthase activity; phosphoribosylanthranilate isomerase activity
Source: RefSeq, a predicted model, not a curated record
AUGUCUAACCUGGGCCUGGUCGAUCAUUCGCCCUUCAACGCCGAGCCCGCCGCUCCAAUUCCCACCGCCUCCAAUCUCGUUCUCAUUGACAACUACGACUCGUUUACCUGGAACGUCUACCAAUACUUGUGUCUCGAGGGCGCGACCGUCACCGUCUAUCGCAACGAUGGGAUCUCAAUCGACGACUUGAUUGCCAAAAACCCAACCCAGCUGGUCAUCAGUCCCGGUCCUGGACACCCCGAGACAGAUUCUGGUGUUAGCAAGGAUGCCAUUCGUCACUUUGCUGGAAAGAUUCCAAUCUUCGGCGUCUGCAUGGGCGAACAAUGCAUCUACUCGGUCUUUGGUGGUACCGUCGAGAAGACCGGCGAGAUCCUACACGGCAAGACUUCGCCUUUGCGACACGACGGCAAGGGUGUCUACGCCAACAUUCCCCAGGACAUCCCAGUUACCCGCUACCACUCGCUUGCUGGAACUCACCCCACUCUUCCCGAAUGCCUCGAGGUUUCUUCUUGGAUCGCAGUUGGUCCUGACGGAGGAAAGGGCGUUAUCAUGGGUGUGCGCCAUAAGGAAUACGUUAUCGAGGGUGUCCAAUACCACCCCGAGAGUAUCUUGACCGAGCAAGGAAGACUGCAAAUCAAAAAUUUCUUGUACAUGCAGGGUGGCACCUGGUCCGAGAACGAACGUCUGCAGAAAGAGACCAAAUCGAACGCUCAAUCAGCAAAGACCAACGGACAGACCAAGGACAAGCAGACAAACAUUCUCGAGAAGAUCUUCGCCCGUCGCAAGGAAUUGGUCGCUGCUCAGAAAGAAGUCCCCUCGCAGAGACCCAUCGACCUCCAAGCUGCCUACGAUCUGGACCUUUCGCCCCCUCUGAUUUCCUUCGCCGACCGUCUCAAGCAAUCUCCCUACCAAUUGUCCUUGAUGGCUGAGAUUAAACGUGCCUCUCCUUCCAAGGGCAUAAUUUCAAUCUCGACUUGCGCCCCCGCACAGGCCCGUAUCUACGCGCUCGCCGGUGCCAGUACCAUCUCUGUCUUGACCGAGCCGGACUGGUUCAAGGGCAGCAUCGACGACCUCAAGGCUGUCCGCCAAGCGCUGGCUGGCAUGCCCAACCGUCCUGCUGUUUUGCGCAAGGAGUUUGUCUUUGACGAGUAUCAGAUUUUGGAAGCCCGAUUGGCUGGCGCGGACACUGUUCUGCUCAUCGUCAAGAUGCUCGAUAUUGAAACCCUGCACAGGCUAUACAAGUACUCGCAAUCUCUCGGUAUGGAGCCUUUGGUCGAGGUCAAUAACGAGGAGGAAAUGAAGAUCGCUGUCGAGAUGGGCUCGAAGGUCAUCGGUGUCAACAACCGCAACCUUACAAACUUUGAGGUCGAUUUGGAGACCACCAGCCGUCUCAUGUCACUGGUACCAAAGGAGACUGUCGUCUGCGCUCUCAGUGGUAUCGCCGGAUCGCAAGAUGUUGUUCCUUACCAGAAGAACGGUGUCGGUGCUGUCCUUGUUGGCGAGGCUCUGAUGCGCGCCAAGGACACCGCCCAGUUCAUUUCUGAACUGCUCGGCGGCAGUGUUGAAUCGGCACAGAAAGAGUCCAAGAAGUCACCGAUGGUAAAGAUUUGCGGCACUCGCACUCCUGAAGCGGCCAAGGCUGCUGUGGAGGCUGGCGCAGAUUUUAUUGGCAUUAUUCUCGUCAAGGGCCGCAAACGAUGCGUGUCUAACGAGACCGCUCUUCAAAUAUCAAAGGUCAUCCACGAGACGCCGCGCGCUGGAUCAGACAAGGCAGUGACUGGCGAGUCAUUGCCAGUAUCGGCAACGAAUUACUUCGAUCAUGCCUCAUCGUACAACUUGGCCCACCCACGACACGCAUCACUUGUCGGUGUCUUCCAGAACCAGCCACUGUCAUACAUCCUGGAGCAACAAAAGCUUCUGGGUCUUGAUAUUGUGCAACUUCACGGCUCUGAGCCUAUCGAAUGGGCAUCACUUGUUCCCGUUCCUGUCAUUCGCGCUUUCCAUCCUGGUGAUGCUGGUCUUGCUACUCGUGGAUACCAUGCACUACCGCUGGUCGAUUCUGGUGCUGGCGGUUCUGGUGAGCAAGUGGACUUGACAAAGGUCCAAGAGCUCUUACAGAAGGAUAGUGGCCUACGGAUCAUGCUUGCUGGUGGACUUAACCCUAGCAAUGUGAAGAAAGUGUUCAGUGGACUUACCUCGAGCAUAAGUCAAGUUGCUAUUUUGGAUGUCAGCAGUGGAGUCGAGGAGAACGGCGAGCAGAGUCUAUCAAAGAUCCGCGAGUUCGUCACUGCUGUCAAGACUGGCGCUUGA